Leptomonas pyrrhocoris is the source of this 2244-nucleotide messenger RNA. RefSeq names its product surface antigen-like protein. The transcript has a single exon. NCBI's taxonomy places the organism in Eukaryota, Euglenozoa, Kinetoplastea, Trypanosomatida, Trypanosomatidae. The record is from RefSeq and is a predicted model, not a curated record. Bases 160 to 2244 code for a protein of 694 amino acids.
AGUAACUUCCCUCCGCCGUUGAACUUUCUUUCCAGAAAACCGCGCUGAAAAACCGCCACCGAAAGUCUAGCCGACAUUCUUGUUAUUUUCCCUUUUUUCUCUUCGUUCUCCCCGCAGCCACUGCAGUGCGCCUGUGAGUGUGUCUUCGCGUCCUCGCCGAUGUUGAUGUUCGUGCGCGUCCUCACCGCGCUCGCAGUCGUUGCUGCGUGCGUGGCCCUCCCUGCAUUUGCCGUGGUGGAGAGCAGUGUCAACGCCGCCCUGGCAGGAGUGAUCAACGCCAGGUUGUCCAACGACGCCGACAACCCCUACCCCGACGUCGGCAAUAUUGGCGAACAGCAUGGCUCGUUGUACAUCGAGCCAACGCUGACGGACGGCACCUUCACGAUUCAAGGCGCCGCCGUCUCCUACUCCGACUUGGGACUCGAAACGGGCCUCAUCCACCUGGACUCCCUCACCGUGUCGAACGGCAACGUGGUGAUCAACGGCUACUACCCGGUGGUCACGCUGAUCCAGUUCUCCGCGAUGAAUGGCAUGGCGGCGGCCAACACGCCGAUGAUCACCCUGGUCAACGCGUUCUCAAGCGACAGGCUCACGAUCGAGGUGGUCGACUCCAGCGUGGCGUGGAGCGCUGCGGAGACCACCGCGAACACGCAGGUGCUGUUCUUGAUGCCGCAGACGCUGGCGGGCGCCGCCGGUGUGUUUGCGCUGGGCGUUAAGCUGGCCAGGGCCUCGGCCGUCGUGGGUGUGGUGGACUCCUCCGAUCACGCCUCGAUGCUGGUAGUGAACAACAGCGUCGUCGCGGUGGACUACGCCGAGUGCGACGGCUGCGCCAACGGCAUCAUCUACAUCCCGUCCUCCGCCAUCGUCGUGCAGUCCAACAGCCUGCUCCGCGUGUCGCACAUCGCCCUCACCGCCACACCGGCGCCGGCGGUGGCAGUCAUCAACGCCGCCUCGGGCGGCAUCAGCGUCACAUCCGACAGCCUCAUCGUCGUGGAGAACAUCACGUCGCGCACCAGCAGCAUCUUCGGUGGCAACAUGAACUCUGCCAACGUUGGUGCCGGUGGCGUGGCGCUCCGCUACCUGGAUGUGAAGGACGUUGGUGCGACGUUGGGUGCGGGGGUGUCCUACACCGAUGUCACAGUGCAGAGCGGCAGCAGCGAGCUGGACGGUGCGACGCACGUGGAAAACGCGUGCCCCUCUGCGUGCCUCAACCACUUCUCGCUGGUGAACGCGCCGCUGUCGUGCAACUGCACCUGCGGCGCCUUGCCCACCACCUCCCCCUCCUCGGCGAACGCCACGAUGUCCUACCGGAACUUCUGCACGCUCAUGGUGGACCCGCUAUCCACCUACUACCCAAAGGGGUGCACGGACGGCUGCAUCUGGUGCCACAACGAGACCGCCUGCAACACGUGCUCGGCGGGCUGGACUCUCAACUCCACCACCGCAACGUGCACGCAGACCGCCGCUCCGUGCCCUGCCAACUGCGCGACUUGCAAUGCCGCCGGCGUGUGCACCGCGUGCAACGAAGGCUAUGCCAUCUCCACCUCCGGCGCCUGCGUCCGCUGCACCACGGCGGGCUGCAAGCAGUGCAGUACGAACAACCCCAAUGUGUGCACGCUGUGCCAGGACAACUCGGCACCCAUCAACAACGUCUGCGCGUCGAACUGCACGGUCCCCUACUGCGUCUCCUGCCCCGUCGCCCCGGACACGUGCGCGCGCUGCGCGGACAACUACGGCCUCGUGAACGGCACGUGCUCUCCCGUGGAGUGCCGCGUGGCCGACUGCGUGGAGUGCAUCACGGGCGACCCCACCAAGUGUGCGCGGUGCGCGCCUCCAAAGAUCGUUGACACGGUCACCUUCCAGUGCAUCACGAGCGGCAGCUGCAGCGUCAGCCACUGCAAAACGUGCAGCCCCGUCAGCGCAUCCGUGUGCGACACCUGCGACGCCGGCUACACCCUGUCGGCUGACAAGACGACUGCACGGCGGACGUCACCUCCACCACGACGCCAACAACGCCGUGCAGCGUGCCGAACUGCAUCACGUGCGUCGCCAGCGACCCCAACACCUGCCAGUACUGCCGGAGUGGCUACUACACGUCCAACGGCCAGUGCGUGCCCACCAGCAGCUGCUACGUGGGCAACUGCGCACAGUGCAUGCUGCGCGACAGCACCAAGUGCUCCACGUGCCGCAACGGCUACCUCCUCAGCUCCACCUACACCUGCCUCUCGCAGCACGUCAACGUGA